CCAGAACGGAACGGCUGUAAACUAAAAUAGUAAAAUAAAAAGAUACUUUGCUUGCUAGAUUCGCGUCUCCUUGCCUAAGAUUAUGUAAAAAGAAAUGAGUACCGGGACUGAACAGAUAUUUCUGCCUGAUUCCGCGAGCAGCUUACCUCACGGAAUCGAAAUGAGGUCGAUGAGGCCCGGUAAUGGAGCGCCGACAAUCAACACAACCAAUCUUGAGAAUGUGUCGGACUUCUCAAAGGUGUGUCGUGUGUGUGCGACUGUCACAGAGCUGGUGGUUCCCAUCUACGGAGAAGAGGGCCUGCGCAUGAACCUUGCUGAUAAAAUAAAGAGACAUCUGCCUAUCAAGGUAACGGAGAAUGAUGUGCUGCCCCUGGUGGUAUGCUUCCAAUGCACCAGCACCCUCCUGGCGACGCACGAGCUGGUGGCGUGCAGCCUGCAGGCCGACGCGGCGCUGCGCACUGCAUGCACUCAGCGAGAGCAUCAGGCGCAGCAGUCCCAGCAGCGGCAGGAGCAGGUGCUGGACGCGGAGGGUUUCGUCGAGGACCGACCAGACGACUACCGGCGCUGCGAGUUCUGCCCCCUCGUGGUCCUCGGCGCCCUCUACAACAGCCACCUGCUGGGCCGCCACGCCGACCUGGUGUUCCACUGCGACGAGUGCAGCUCGUACGUCGCCCGCAGGCAGUUCCUCGCGCACAUGACCCGCCACGCGCACCAGUACGAUGCGGAAGGGCGCCGCGCGGCCCCCAAGUCCCUCGCCGCGCCGCCGUACUCCCCGCCCUCCCCCUCCCCCUCCCCCGCCGCCGCUACCGUCACCACCACCGCGGCCGCCGACUCCACCACCGCCUCCUCCUCGCCCACUUCCGACACAUUUAGCGACGGCGACGACGAGCGAGAAGACACACCACCACCGGAGUCGGAGCCGAACUACCGAAGUGAGAAUCCUGAACUAAAUCCUGGCCCGGAUCGGCUAAAUGUGGCGACCGGGUCGAAUGCAGCGCCCGGUCCGAAUGCAGCGGCCCGGCCGCCUCCGACAGCUGACCCGAAACCUGAACCCGUGCAAUCAAGCUUCGUGUCUAUUGAUGAUCCUCUUGAAAAUCCUGUGCCAGCUCCAAUAAAUCAGCCAGAGUCUAACGCGCAGGUUCAAGAAACAAAUGAGUCUAAGCCCAAGAAGACGCCGGUUGUCCGCCAAUGUCCCCACUGCCCUAAGACCUACACGGCUUCUUCCAGCUACUUCUACCAUCUAAAGUACACGCACGGUAAAAGCCGCGAGCACGAGUGUCCCACCUGCGGCCGCCGCUUCGGCACCCGCGGCGCGCUGCGCGAACAUUCCUCCCUGCACGAGCCGACGCAAGGCUUACAGUGCGAGCAGUGCGGGAAACGCUUCCGGACCAAAGCGGGUCGGUAUAUACACGCGCAGACGCAUAAAGAUGAGAAAGAAAAGAGAUUUGAAUGCGCUGAAUGUGGACGAGCGUUCCGCUGGCGCACGGAACUCAAACGCCACGUGACUAGACAUGCUGCGAACCGUACGCACGCAUGCGAGUGUGGACGCGCCUUUUCUGUGCGUGCCGAUUUGUUAAGACAUGCUCGCACACACAGACGUGCUGCGCAUUUGUGCCCGCACGCGGGAUGCUGCGCCACGUUCGCGCAACCGCGCUACCUGCGCGCGCACGUGGCGCGCAAGCACGCACCCGCGCCCGAUAAGGCGCAGGCGCAGCGCAAGUCUGCGUAAACUGGCUGUUCACUGUCCCGUGCCCUCACAUAUGGGUCACGGCAAGCCUCUAUUACAAAACUGUAAGGUGACAGUGGGGACAGUGAACGUGUUAAGACUUUGUAGCAUACGUGUACUAUAACUAGAUGCUAGGUGACAU
Cydia splendana is the source of this 1868-nucleotide messenger RNA. Its product is annotated as zinc finger protein 408-like. The transcript has 6 exons. Bases 95 to 1729 code for a protein of 544 amino acids. Gene Ontology annotation, cellular component: nucleus. Lineage: Eukaryota; Metazoa; Arthropoda; Insecta; Lepidoptera; Tortricidae. Gene Ontology annotation, biological process: regulation of transcription by RNA polymerase II. Gene Ontology annotation, molecular function: zinc ion binding; RNA polymerase II cis-regulatory region sequence-specific DNA binding; DNA-binding transcription factor activity, RNA polymerase II-specific. The record is from RefSeq and is a predicted model, not a curated record.